Anopheles marshallii is the source of this 432-nucleotide messenger RNA. It is a transcript of the gene edl, whose product is annotated as ETS homologous factor. The coding region runs from base 1 to 432 and encodes 143 amino acids. NCBI's taxonomy places the organism in Eukaryota, Metazoa, Arthropoda, Insecta, Diptera, Culicidae. Gene Ontology annotation, molecular function: sequence-specific DNA binding. The transcript has a single exon. The record is from RefSeq and is a predicted model, not a curated record.
AUGCAGGUUGAAAGUGCAACGAAAUGGCGUGUUCCUCCGCUGGACCUGUCCGCUGUCAGUGUGCUCACGAACGAGACGGAACGGCGCUGGAACCACGGUGCGAAUGGCAAUGGUGGCGGUGGUACUACGAACCUUAGCGGCCGCGAAUCAAAUGCCAGCUCGCAGACCAACAUCAAGAAGGUGCAGUACGGGGCGGACGGACUGCCGAUCGAUCCACGUGACUGGACGCGGGCGAACGUGUGGACUUGGCUAAUCAAUUUGGCCCAGUCGGAAGGUUUGGACAUCAGCCCCGAACUGGCACAGAAGUUCCCCAUGAAUGGAAAGGCCCUCUGUCUGAUGAGUCUCGACAUGUACCUGAGCCGAGUACCGAUCGGUGGCAAGAUGCUAUACCGUGACUUCCGGGUCCGAUUGGCAAGGGCCAUGAGCUUAUGA